GCGAGUAGAUGCAGUACCUCCGUAGUCAAGAUAUUAAGCUAGAGGCGAUGCGUGUUGGAUUUAAAGAUUUCGCACAGGAUGUGAUGAAAUAUAUGGUGGGCCAGGUCCACCUGGCAAUUAGUAAGACAAAGGAAUUCUGCACUGGCGCCAUUGAAGGCACCAAGUUAGCAGCUGCCAAGGAAGAAGAGUCGGCCCCACCUCGUCGCGAAAAGGUUGAAGUCCGUUUCCCCGAACCCUUCAGUGGAAAGAAGGGGGAGGAUUUCGAUAACUGGGAGGCCAACGUGCACUCCUAUUUGUGCUUGCAAGGAGACACGCUUGAGGAUCACGUUUUGGUGGCCUUCCAGUCUGUCGAGGAGCAUGCGCAGCAUUUAGAUCUUGUGUCAGGUCUCCUUAGGCAGCGCAAGUUUAAGAUCAAGGAGGAGAAAUGUGAGUUUGGACGCACAAAGAUCUUUUACAUGGGCCAUGAAGCAUCCGCGGAUGGAGUUAGGCCUGAAGAUGUGAAGGUGGCCAGCAUUCGUGAUUGGCCACGACCUCAGUCUGUGACAGAGGUCAGAUCAUUCUUAGGGAUGACCGACGACUAUUGCAAAUUCGUAACGAACUAUAGUACGGUGGCCGCCCCUUUGACUGAUCUAACACGCCUUGACACACCAUGGGAAUGGACAUACGAGUGUGAGGCAGCCUUCAAACGAUUGAAGUAUGCUCUCAUGCACCAUGAGAUUCUCAUGCUUCCCAAUCUUGAAAAACCAUUCGUUGCGACCAUUGACGCAAGCCAAUAUGGCAUUGGCGCAGUGUUGACGCAGCAGGAAGGGAAGAAGUUGAGGCUGAUCGAGUACAUGAGUAAGAAGAUGCCAUCAAAGAAGUUCGCAAAGUCCACCAAGGAGAGGGAACUCUACGCCCUUUACAAAGCCCUUGUCCAUUGUAGGCAUUAUCUGCUUGGCAAGUUCUUCUAUUUAAGAACCGACCAGCAGACACAGUGGAUCAUGACGCAACCUGCUCUCUCCAAUGCACUUAAACGUUGGAUUGAAGUCAUAGAUCAAUAUGGCUUUAAGUUAGACUAUGUGAAGGGAGAGUACAACAAGGUUGCGGAUGCACUGUCACGUAGGGCAGACUGCCUAGGUGCACUAGUUACUGAGUUUGGCCUAUCUGACGAAUUAGCUCGAUCGAUGGUGGAUGCCUACAAGGAAGAUCUCGUCGUUAUGGACAUCAUGCACAGACUAGAGGCUCAAGACAAGGCCGCUUCAAAUGAGUUUGUGAUGGUGGAUGGGUUAAUCUUUCUUGAAAAGGCAGGCUUCAAGAGGCUAUGAGUUCCGUUUAGUGAGAUUCUGCGUAGUUUAUUUUUAGGUGAAUGUCAUGACGUGA
This is a messenger RNA of Chara braunii, 1359 nucleotides long. Lineage: Eukaryota; Viridiplantae; Streptophyta; Charophyceae; Charales; Characeae. The record is from the annotation of a GenBank genome assembly.